Molecule: messenger RNA, 2085 nt
Organism: Trichosporon asahii var. asahii CBS 2479
Lineage: Eukaryota; Fungi; Basidiomycota; Tremellomycetes; Trichosporonales; Trichosporonaceae
Exons: 2
Coding region: 1-2085 (694 amino acids)
Source: RefSeq, a predicted model, not a curated record
AUGAGGAGCGACCGGCCGUUCCCCUUCGAGCUCGUGACCCUCGUCGCGUCAUUCGCCUCGCCCGGCACCGUCGCCAAUCUGACCCGGCUGUCGAGGGAUAUCAACCGCCUGUUCCUCGGGCUCCCGCGCCGCGCCGAGCUCCACGCCGGCCGAAAGCCCGGAUCGAGGCAAGCAUUCAAGGAGGAGGCGCGGGCGCUGAGGGACAAGUUUCCAGACAUCUUUGAUGAGUAUGAGGCAGAGGAGCGAGCGAUGGGCGCCGGUGGCGAGAAUGCGACGGCGAACGGUGCUUCACCCGCCGUCGCCACCCAGCCGCUUGCCGGGAACGCCGCACCACCCGCAGCCGCCGCCGAGGACGAUGACGACUCCGACGAGGAUUCGGACGCCUCCUUUGUCGCCUCGGACUCGGACUCUGAGGAGGAAUUCUUCGAAGACACGGACGACGACAUCAUGUACGCCGGCGGCGUCGAAGCCUCCCUCGACGCCGAGACGGAUGACGAGCUCGCGCCUCCGUUCGCCGAGAUCCAGGCCGCCUCCGCCUCGUGCACGUGGGAGCGGCGCCUCGAGCUCUUCAGGCACACCGAGUCUAUCACCUUCGUGCAAAUCCCGGGGUGGGAGUUCGCCUCGGAUCUGGUCUACGCUGUCGAGACGAUGGACCCAAACCUGUGUCCCCCCGGCGGGGCCCGAACAUACAGGCAGCGCCUGAACCAGGCGGCCGAGCGCUCCCGCCGCGCAGCGUGGGAGUACUGGGACGCCUAUGACGGGCCGGUCAUCUUCUCCAGCGUUCAGAAGGUUGCCUUCUCCAGUCGCGUCCUGCAGCAGAGGCAGCUGUACCGCCUCCGAGCGGCGUUCGAGUCGCCCGCCUUCAUGCAGCCGAGACAUGCGUGCCUCACCAUCCCCAGUCGGUUCGACGUGGCGGCGCACUUCCGCCGGAGCAUCGCCAGGCGCGUAGCACAGGUCACGCGAGAACAAGUGUUGCGUGUGCCAGUGAGCUGGCGCGCGGCCCGAGACGACCCCACCGCGCGGAUCCGCCGCAUGCUGCCUCCGACACUGGAAAGCUUCACGGUCCACAACCUAAGUCACGGGGGUUAUACCCCGACCCCGCCCGUCUGGUCGCAACGCAGGUGGGGAGAGCGCAAGCCCUGCAUCCCCAUGUGCGGAGGCCUGGGCACGCGGAACAGAAUGUUCUACACUCCGACGGUCGAGGAACCUGACCUCGCCGACGCGAUCGUGGCAACGCGCAUGGGCAUACCCCAGGACGAAGCCUUCCCCGAGACAGCGCCGAACCCGCAAUCGUGGGAGUUCAUUGGCUCCGUGCCACACUCCACCGUGGAGCGGGUUCACGCUCUCCUGGCCCGACCCGAGAAUGCGCCAGAGUACGGCGACCUGACGCCGGGCGAAUUCGACCCUGGCGAUCUGGAGCGCGCGCACGCCGAUCUGAAUGCAGCAGAAGUAGCCGAAGACGCUGCGACGCGGUAUGCCCGCGCCGCCCUCCUAGCGGCAAGGGACGACUACCUCCGCGCCGUGACCGAGUUGGAGCCGGCGAUUGGCGCCGCGCUAGCGGGACUGGAGAGUGAGGCGGACCACUGGCGCGAGAAGCGGGAGAAGGCGCUGCGCGACGUGCGCGCGUAUAAGGGAAAGAGUGCCGAGCGGCAGAAACAGCUCCUGCAGCGGCAUCACGAGGUCGACGCGUAUGCGGAGGAUGCGCAGCGUGAUGCCGAGAGGCUCGACAGCGUCGCUAUUGCGGGUAUGGCGAGGGGGUUCCGGGCUCAGCACCCCGAGUUGGCUUCUCUGGACACAUUUCUCGAGCAGCACGCGCAACUGCUCGCAGCGAGGGAGGCGGAGCGGACGGCGACGGUGAGGAGGGAGGUGUGCCUGGACCGAGUGCAGAGGGCCCAGGCGGCCAGUGCUCGGUAUCGGAGAGCCAGGAGGCUCCAGGAGCUCGAGGAGAAGUAUGGGAAGAGAGAGGAGGAUGUGACCUUUAUUAGGGAGGGGAGGGCGGCGCCGUGCGAGGUUUGCGGCGAGAAGAACAAGGUCGAUGGCGAUCUGCAUGAGAUCAUUGCCAAGGCUCACAAUGUUGUAUUAUAG